Molecule: messenger RNA, 1657 nt
Organism: Heterocephalus glaber (naked mole-rat)
Lineage: Eukaryota; Metazoa; Chordata; Mammalia; Rodentia; Bathyergidae
Gene: Cend1
Product: cell cycle exit and neuronal differentiation 1
Biological process (GO): cerebellar Purkinje cell differentiation; radial glia guided migration of cerebellar granule cell; cerebellum development
Source: RefSeq, a predicted model, not a curated record
CGACAGACGGCGUAAGGCGGCGGGCUCCUGGAGGGCGGAGGGGCGGGGCGCCGGGACUGCUGGCGGGGCGCGGCCCUGCUGCGAAGGUCGCCGGGUCCAGCGCCCCCACCCUCCGGAGCUGAGAGGCUCUAGGAGGCAGCGGCAGCGGUCGGGAGGGCGCAGGCCCUUAUGAUGCCCAGGGGCGAGCUGUCCUGAGUCACCGGUCAAGCCACCUGCCUGUCCCACACAACCCCCAGCCACCAGCAUCACCACCAUGGAGUCCAGGGCAAAGUCGGCCAGCAGUCCCAAGCCAGACACCAAGGUGCCUCAGGCCACCACUGAGGCCAAGGCCGCUCCAGCUGCUGAUGGAAAAGCCCUCUUGACCAAGACCGGGAAGAAGGAGGCCCAAGCCGAGAAGCAGGAGCAGCCGGCAGCCCCUGCUUCUGCCAAGAAGGCCCCAGCCAAGGCUGAUCCUGUCCUUCUCAACAACCACAGCAACCUGAAGCCGGCCUCCACAGCUCCUGCUGUCCCUAGCAGUCCUGAUGCAACCCCAGAGCCCAAGGGUCCUGGGGAUGGGGCGGAGGAGGACGAGUCCACCACCAGGGGCUCAGGGGGCCAAGAUCCUUGGCCCUGUGAGAACUUCACACCCCUGCUGGUGGUUGGGGGGGUGGCUGUGGCAGCAGUGGCCCUAAUUCUUGGUGUGGCCUUCCUGGCCCGGAAAAAAUGAUUCCUUGAUGCUCAGUGUCCAGGGGUUCACAGAGCCACUUCCUGUACAGACCUGGGAGCUAGUGCAUGCGACUUUACAGUACCUAUCUAUAUCUACACACGUACAUCCUAUACAUAUAUGUACACCCCCUCCCCCAUGUACACAGCGGGAGAGACUUGACAGUGAGCUACCUCUGCUGACCCCAGCACAGUCCCCUCCAAGCUCUAGGGCAGGAUCUUGGGCUCUGGGGCUUAGCAGGCAGGGCAGAGGGCCCAGCCUGGGCAGCCCAGGCAGCAGGGAUAGGGAGGAAGGAAGGAACAGACCCCAUGUGUGGCUGCCUGCUGGUCUUCACAGGACCCUGUGGGUCCCUAAAGGGUGUGGUAGUUCAUAUCCCCAAUCCUGCUCUGGGCCUCAUGCAGGAGUACUGCCCUGAGGUGAACAGUCCAUCUGCAGAGCCACCUCUGCCUACUGCCUGUGCUGUGGCUGGGGGGAAAGACAGCUUGGGGACUGGUCUUGCCAAGGCUCCUGAAGUUCCCCUUUUCCAGCUUAUGUCCCAGUGGAGCCCCUGCGACUAGGAGCGUGCCACACUUCCUGGGGAAUGCUGAAAGCCUGGUAGGGAGGCAGGGGUCCAAGGAGGAUCUCUCCCUGUCAUGCCUGCCAACACCCCCAGCUGACCACCCCUCCUGCCUGCGCCCAGUGUCCCUAUCCAACAAGCGUAUAAAUGCAAUAACAGGUAGAGUAGAACUGCUUGGUGGGUGGCCGUUGCCCACUGCCCACUGCCUGCAGGGAGACCGCUGCACAGCCGUCUUUCCCAUGCCUGGCCCUGGCCUGCCCCUGGCAUAGUGGCGGCAGGUAGGCGUUCCAAAGUGGCAGUGGCCACUGCGGGAAUCAUGUAGACACUCGGCCAGUGCCACAGGAGCCCUGGGCCUGGGAGGAGGCUGAGUCUGAAAUAAACUCUUACUGUCUACAGGC